UGUGAGGGGGGGCUGGUGGGGCUAUCCAUAUCCAGCAAGGAGGAACUUUUUCUUAUGUCUACAGGUUAAGUCAUAUCGGCAACUCUUGCAGUACAUGUAGCUGUACUCCUAUGUGAAAAUGACAGCGGUGCAUUCAGUCAAGUCUCAAGUAAAAAAUAAAGGAAAACGUUGGGUAUACUUCUUGAAACAUGAUAAGAAGUCAGCAUCAAGGACUGCUGACGUUGCUUCUCAGAAUCAGUCUCAAAUUGAGUAUAGAAAAGCUCACCCCAAGAAACGAAAGAGAAAGGGAAAGCCAUCUGGAAACAUGAAGAAGGCAGAUAAAUCCACCCAAAACAUUUAUAACAAAGGAAUUUUCGCUUCUGCCUCUAGAAGAGAUGUUUUGACCAUGAUAGCUAGAAACAGAAAAGAGGAAAUUUCAAGCCUGGAUCAUGAUGUCAAAAAUACAUCCAUUAAACAAAAACAAAAGGACAAGAAAAGGAAAAGGAAACUUAAAGUUCUCAAACGUAAAGAAAGGGAAAAGACAAUGAUUAGGAGUAAAAAUGCAUCAUGGACUGGUUAUCAAAGUGAAGUAGGCUCUGGCAGCAUGAAUGAAAAAUCAAAGAAGACAUCAAGGCAGACAUCAAUCCCUGGACACUCAGGUGCUCCUAGUCAUAAACUAACUAGUCAGGUGACGCUUGAAGAUGAGAAUCCAAUCAUUUCAUCUUGUGAUAAUCAAGGGAUGAAUGAGAAGAAAUUGUCAAGAAAAAGGAAAAUGAAGGGUGAGCAAGACACAAAUGAGACAGAAUUGAUAAGAAUGAAGAAGAAGAAGCAGCAGGUGGUGAAUGAUACUUUAGAUUCUGGUAUGUCCUCUGGCAAUGAUGAACCAUUCAAAUUACCAGAGGAACCUCAAGAUGUAGCUUCUAACUGGAAAUCAUUAGCUAAUAAAUUGAAGGCAUCUGCACCAAAGAGUCUAAAGAUGAAGUCUAAAAACAAGAACAAAGCUCUUGUGAAGAAGGAGAAUGAGAUAUGGUUUGAUGACGUUGAUCCAGCUCUCUUAGAGUCAGAGAAAGGUUCAUCUCAACACAAUGAAACUGUUAAUGUUACAGAUUCUCAGCAAAGUUAUAAGAUUACAAAGUGUAUUGCUCUUGAUUGUGAAAUGGUUGGUGUUGGACAUGAAGGUAAAGAGAGUAUUCUAGCAAGAGUCUCCAUGGUCAAUGAAUAUGGUCAGUGCAUCUAUGACAAAUUUGUCAAACCACGUGAGAAAGUCACAGAUUUCAGGACAGAGUUCAGUGGUGUUCGUCCUAAGGAUUUAUUUAAAGGUGAUGCUGAUGAGUUCAUGACUGUUCAGAAAGAGGUAGCAGAUAUCAUGAAAGACAGGAUUCUUGUUGGACAUGCUCUCAAAAAUGAUAUGAAGGUUUUAUUUUUGGGUCACCCUAGAAGAUUGAUAAGAGAUACAGCUUCCUACCCACACUUCAGGGAGCUGAUGAAGGUCAGUUGAUGAUAUACCUUGUAUAUUGAAGAGAGACCAAACGUCCUGCUCUGAAGAAGUUGGCAAAGAUAGUACUUGGAGUGACAGUCCAGGAAGGUGAGCAUAACUCAGUAGAGGAUGCACAGACUGCUAUGAGAUUAUACACCCUUCAUAGAACAACAUGGGAAAAAUCACUUCAACAAAGAAGAAAAGUCACCAAAAAAUGAAGAAACUUCUAAUCCUUUUAGCCAAGGGUCUAUUCUAUACAUGUAUAGUAAUCACCAUUUCUGUAUGUCUGACCCCCCAUUUUUUGUCUCACCUGCAUAGCAGAGUGAGACUAUAGGCGCCGCUUUUCCGACGGCGGCGGCGGCGGCGACGGCGGCGUCAACACCAAAUCUUAACCUGAGGUUAAGUUUUUGAAAUGACAGCAUAACUUAGAAAGUAUAUGGACCUAGUUCAUGAAACUUGGCCAUAAGGUUAAUCAAGUAUUACUGAACAUCCUGCCUGAGUUUCAUGUCACAUGACCAAGGUCAAAGGUCAUUUAGGGUCAAUGAACUUAGACCAUGUUGGGGGAAUCAACAUCAAAAUCUUAACCUAAGGUUAAGUUUUUGAAAUGUCAUCAUAACUUAGAAAAUAUAUGGACCUAGUUCAUGAAACUUAUACAUAAGGUUAAUCAAGUAUCACUGAACAUCCUGCAUGAGUUUCACAUCACAUGACCAAGGUCAAAGGUCAUUUAGGGUCAAUGAACUUUGGCCGAAUUGGGGGUACUGUAUCUGUUGAAUUACCAUCAUAACUUUGAAAGUUUAUGGAUCUGAUUCAUGAAACUUGAACAUAAUAGUAAUCAAGUAUUACUGAACAUCCUGUGCAAGUUUCAGGUCACAUGAUCAAGGUCAAAGGUCAUUUAGGGUCAAUGAACUUUGGCCAAAUUGGGGUAUUUGUUGAAUUACAGCCAUAAAUUUGAAAGUGUGUUGGUCUAGUUCAUAAAACUUGGACAUAAUAGUAAUCAAGUAUCACUGAACAUCCUGUGCGAGUUUCAGGUCACAUGAUCAAGGUCAAAGGUCAUGUAAGGUCAAAGAACUUUGGCCACGUUGGGGGUAUUUGUUGAAUUGCCAUCAUAUCUCUAUUUAAGUGUAUUGGUCUAGUUCAUAAAACGUGGAAAUAAGAGUAACCAAGUAUCACUGAACAUCUUGUGCGAGUUAUAGUAGUUUUCAAAAUCAGCACUGCUGCUAUAUUGAAUCGCGUGAUGCAGGUGAGACGGCCAGAGGCAUUCCACUUGUUUCCUUUCUUCACUCAUAAUUUCAGGACAACAAACUUUUCUGAUGGACACGAAAGCAUACAUCUCAUGUCCCACAUAUAGGGAUUACUAUCUUCAUAUUGUAUAGAAUUGCCCCUUGAUUAGACCAUGGACCUUGUAACAAAUGGACUGGUUAUGAAAAGGUCUUUUGAUUUAAUCAUGACUGCCCACAUUUCAUUUUUAUUAGCUCACUUAUGCCGUGGCGUGUUGUCCGUCCACAAUUUCAAAACGCUUCUUUUUCGUCAUUUCAAGUCCGAUUUUAAUUCUGUUGACAGUUAUAUGAAAGCACUAGGUGGAGGAUUCUUCACAGAAUUUUGAAACUCAUUAAAUAUGCUAAUUUAUGCACAUUUUUUCAAAAUUCACAAAAACUGCUUCUCCUUUAUUUGUUGACCAAUUUUGAUUUUUUUUCUUCCAUCUGGUAGAGCUUCAUGAAGUUCAUCAAACUUUUACACAGAAUUUUGAAAUUUUGAGUAAAAAGUUAUUUAUGCUAAUUUAUGAGAAAUUCAUAAAUCAAGGGAAAUACCUCUUCUUUAUUUAAUGACCAAAUUUGAAAAUGGUCUUUCUUCAUCAUUUCAAGUCCGAUUUCAAUUCUGUUUGCUUUAUAUGAUAGCACUAGGUUGGGGAUUCAAAACUACCCCACAGACUUUUGAAACUCAUUAAAUAUGCUGAUUUAUGCACAUUUUUCAAAAUUCACAUAAAAUGCUUCUGUAUUUCUUCACCGAUUUUGAUUUUGUUUGCUUCCAUCUGGUAGAGCUUCAUGAGGUUUACCAAGGUUCUACACAAAAUGUAGAAAUUUUGACUAGAAAAUUAUUUAUGCUAAUUUAUACGGAAUUUGUUCAUAAAUCACAUAAAAUGCUUCUUCUCGGUCAUUUCUUCAUCAUUUUCAAUUCUUUUUCCUCAAUAUAUGUCACCAAUAUAAUUCACUACAGUGUCAACUGGGCUGAAAUUACAAAUUGUGUUAAAUUUCGUAGCAAGAUGCUGGAUGAGCUCCACAUCAUUGAUGUGCUAGUUUAUCUUCUUGAAGAUCUUCUGCAAAUUAUGAUGAUGCAUUGAAAAACAGCCUAUACUGUAUGUACCCAAUAAAUCACGUUUUCACCUACUUGAGAAGUAUGCAUUGGACUCUAUGAAUAAAGAAUGCAGAUUUGAUCGAAAGUCAAAUUGGGAAGCAUGAGAUCACGUUUGUUCAUUUGCCUUCCAGAAAGAUCAUCUGCUAGAUUAAACUACUUCUGUUGUACAUACAGAGGGAGGGCAGCAGCAGUCUCAAUGGGAACAAAUAUCAUUCCCUUUUGUUGCUUUAACAUUGGUAUUUAUGGAAAUGUGGGGGAAAUAUUUGUAGGGAAAAGUAUGAGCAGUUGACAAGGGUGAAAUGCAAUGAUCACCUGCCAUGUUCUCAGUCCAUUUGUAUUAGGGUCCAUGAUGAGCCCCUAUAUCUAUUACUAUGUUAACUAAUGGAACCAUGCUGACCUACAAAGCAUAUAUUAUUCAGUAGACAAUUGUGUUUACAGCAUCAUAAGGAAAGAUAAUGAAUUACAAUUAAUUCAUUCUGUAAUUAAUGUACUCAUACCACAGCAAUGUGCAACUUUGGUUGCUUUAAUUCCACAAUAAAUGUUUUUUGCCCUAGUGUCAGAGGAGCAUUGAAAAGACUUGUCAGACAUUUUAUCCAACUGUUCACAGUGCUUCUCAGCCAAUAAACUUGAAGGAAAGUUGUCAGACAAAAAUUUAUAUGAAGCACCUGCCCGGUCUGCCUUCUUUAAAUCUAAUAUCAUGGGAGUACAGUUCUAAAUCUGUUCUUUGGUGGAAUCUUAGGGAUUUGACAUAGAAGAUUCAAAUAACACAUGAUUUUUUUUUGGCAUAUUUUGGUCUGAAUUUUUCUUCCAAUUAGGCAAACUAUAUUUUACUCAUGAGAGAUCAAAUAUUUUGCAGGAAUUUCUUUCCUUAUCAAUAAAAAAAAUUAAUCUGGGAUCUAAAUUUGAGAAUUGUAAGUUUAAAGGUAUGUAGUAGUUAAACAAAAUAGUAUAAGGCAGUAUAUAUAUAUAUAUAUACAGUGCGUAUCAAAAAAAAGUUUACACUUAGAAAAAGUCCUGUAAAAUUAUACAUCUGUAAUAUCCUGAGGAUUUUUUGACAUUUUAACAUUGGUACAGAUCCAUUUAAGCAAAUGACGAUAUAACUAUCGAAAAAUAUUUCCGCUUGAGUGAGCACCACUUACUUUUGAAAAGUUAGUGAAAAAUGAUUUGCGCAGAACUUUGAAAUAGUUAUGCGAAUAAAAGUAGACCUUAAUCAUAAGGAACACAUAGAAUUUAGCUAGUGAAAUUGAUUUGAAGAUAUCUUUUACCUUUUUAACUUGUUUCCUUGCCCAAAACACUUCGAAGAGUGCCAUUGCGCCCACCCCACUCCCCCACACACCAAGGCCAUCGUGACGAUAUUUGCUUUACACUGAGCUGUGAUUUUCAUGAAAUGGCUCAGGCUUGAAUUUCAUUUUGUUAAUCAUUGUCAAGUUUGGGAAAAGUGUGGAGAAACAAGUGUUACAUGACAAAUGAAAUGUUAACCCACUUUAAAUGAUAAAAACUUAGUGAAAAAAAUGUUGGAGAUGUCUGAUACAAGCUUUUGUUUAGAUUUAGUUAUGUCCUCAGAUCCAGCUGGCACAAAAAGGUAAGUUGUGCUUACUAAGUGUUAAAAUUUUAAUUUUGGUGGCAAAAUUGUUACAAAAUGCUUGCAUGUAUCCGUUUUACUUCAAUUGACUCAAAGUGCAAGGAAAAUAUAUGAGAAAUGUUACGCAGGGUAAGUUUGAUUUCGCCUUUUCCCCUUGACACAGCGUGAAAACGAGCAUUUCUGCGCAAACAGAUUUCUGCGAGCUUUACAAAAAUGGACAGUGCUCAUUCAAGUGUAACAUUCUGCCAACAUUUUUACUUUCAUUGGAUAGAUGAGACCCAAACCCAAUAAUAUAUGUGAAAAAGUUACCCACAUGGUGUUUAUUUUUUUAUUCCCAGGGCUUUUACAAAGUGUAAACUUUUUUUUGAUACGCACUGUAUAUCAUUAACCCAAGUGAUUGGGUUAGUUAUGCGAGUUUAACCUAGGAAGGUUUGACCAUACAGUAUUACGAUUUUAGAAUUAUUUCACGCUCUCAAAUUCUGUUCAUGAUAUUCAGGCAAAGUAUUGUUAAAUGCAAAUAAUUCGUGUUCAUCAAAUUCAGCUUAAAUGUUUGGAUUAAACAUGUAUUUCUUUGUGCAGUGUAUAUGACUCUCAACAUGAUUCAUUAAUCAUAUCAGAUAUUUCUCAAUCUUCAGCCAGAUAGUAAUUUGUCAAUGCAUUAUAAUAAAUAUUUACCAAUCACUGGUUCUUCAUAAUUGAAUCUGGUACCGGUAAUAGAACUUAUCUUUAUUUUCAAGUAAUUUUCAAAAUAAAUGAAUGCAAAGCCAUAUUGCAUAAAGAAAACCA
This is a messenger RNA of Lytechinus pictus (painted urchin), 6176 nucleotides long. Its product is annotated as RNA exonuclease 4-like. The record is from RefSeq and is a predicted model, not a curated record. Lineage: Eukaryota; Metazoa; Echinodermata; Echinoidea; Temnopleuroida; Toxopneustidae. The transcript is spliced from 8 exons. Gene Ontology annotation, molecular function: 3'-5' exonuclease activity; nucleic acid binding. Gene Ontology annotation, cellular component: nucleus. Bases 119 to 1477 code for a protein of 452 amino acids. Gene Ontology annotation, biological process: rRNA processing.